AUGUUUUCUGGGAUAAAGAUUAUACCUCGUGAUGAGGUGCGUGACGAUAGCUCAGAGGAAGAAGAAGCGAAAUCUAAAAGUGGGAAAGAUGGAAGAAGAAGAAAGAACAAGGACAUUGAUAGAAAGGAAAGUAGGAGAGCUGGGAAGAAGAUUGUUAAGGGUGGAGAUGGCGAGAGCGAUGACGACGAAUUGAUCAAAGGAGAUGUUGUUAGAAAGAGCAUGGGUCUUGAUUGGAUGCUGCCGCCAACACGAAAGGCUGAUCCAAACCCGACCAUAGAUGUAGAGGAGAAAACAGUUGAAGAGGUGGCCAAAGUAAACCCAAAGGAACUAAAUCCUCAUUUCAAAGGCAAUGGAACCGGUUUUCCUGAACAAGAGCCUGAGAAAAGACAUGGCAGAGACCAGCUUUUACCAACUUGUGUUGUUGGAGACGGAGGUGCGAGUUGGAGAAUGAAGUUACUCAAGCGUGCAAAGGAACACGCUGCAAGAAACGGGCACAGUCUUGAGGAGGUUGUUGGAGAACGAUAUGGUUCUCUUGGUGAUCUUGUUGAGUCUGUGUCAUCUCAACGAGCAGCUCCAUCUCGUGCUCAUUUGCAUGCCAUUAACAAUAGAAGAAGAGUGAACACUGAAGAAGACAAGGAUAAAGAGAAAAAACCUGAACGAGUUUCUGAGAAGGGUAAUGGUAGGGACUAUUUGAAGGACGAUUCGCCGCGUCAUCGUGUAUUGAGAGCUCCCAAAACCGACCCUUCAUUAUCAUGGGGAAAGAGAAAAGCUCAAACUCAAAGACAAGAAGACUCGAAGCUGAUAUCUGAAGCUGCAUCUCACUUGAAUAAGUUCUCAAACGAUGGGAACUUCAUGAAGGAAGUGCUUUCUACUCGUGAAGAAGGAAGAAGCGAUGUGGAGCGGACAACAUUACCGUCUUCAGAGACCAAUAAGGAUAGUGAAUGGACUCUUGCUGGUAUGGAAUCUCUAAGUGUGAAUCAACUGGCUGCUAAAGCCUUACAGCUCCGUUUGAAAGGGAAAGUCGAAGAAGCUCAGAAACUUACGGAAGAAGCAGAGAGGCUAAGAGCAAAGCAAGCAGUUGGAGAUGAUUCAUCCAAAGAAGACAGAAUCAGAAGUGCAUCGAGGUAUGAUGUCAAAGAAAUGUAA
This is a messenger RNA of Microthlaspi erraticum, 1146 nucleotides long. The record is from the annotation of a GenBank genome assembly. NCBI's taxonomy places the organism in Eukaryota, Viridiplantae, Streptophyta, Magnoliopsida, Brassicales, Brassicaceae.